AUGAAUCAGCAUCAGGGGUCCCAGGAUGAUGAGGAGCUCCUCCUCACCUCGCUCGACAGCAGCAGGUCCACCCUUGAGCAGGAGACCACCGUGGUGCUGGACCUGGCACCUUCGACGCCGCUGUGGGCCUAUGCGCUGCUGAUAGCCGCGGUGUUUGCCGUGUCGUCGGCGGCUGUGACGUUUGCCAUGAUUGCAGAGGUGCCGCCCAUCACGCUCGCCGCCUGGCGCCUGCAGCUGACCUCGAUCGUUCUUGGCAUUGGAGGGGGGGUGCAGUACCGCGGCAUGCCCCCCGCAGACCGACACCGCAUGCUGCAGGAGGCGCGGCUGCUGGCCGCCAGCGGCACCUGCCUGUGCUUCCACUUUGGCCUGUGGGUCCUCAGCGUCGAGACAACCAGCCUGGCCCACUCCCUGCUCUUUGUGUCGGCCACGCCGCUGUUCCUGGCGGGCGGCGCCUGGCUGCUGCGCCAGCCCAUCUCUGCGGGGGAGCUGGCGGGCGCCGGCCUGGGGCUGCUGGGCGCUGUGCUGCUGGCCACCGCCGCCGCACGGUCGGACGCGCAGGUGACGGUGGGAGGGGACCUGGCGGCGCUGGCUGCCUCCCUCUGCUUCGUGGGAUACCUGCUGGUGGGGCAGCGCCUGCGCAAGUGGAUGCCUGCCUUUGUGUACGCCUUCAGCGUGACGUCGCUGGCGGCGCUGCUGCUGACGCUGGGGGCGCUGCUGUUUGAAGGCGCCAGCCUGGCGGCCGCCGGCAUGCACGGCGUGUUUGGCUGGGCCGCCUCGCCUCACUACCUGCCCUACGUUUUGUACCUGGCCCUGGGGCCGGGCAUCGUGGGCCACACAGGCGAGCCAGACCGCUGCCGCUGCUUCAACACGCUGCUGCGCUACAUGGACCCCCUGCUCAUCUCCCUGGCCUGCAACAUGGAGCCGCUGAUUGGCAGCCUGCUGGGCUGGGCGCUGGGCCUGGUUGCGCCCCCAGGGGCCUGGACGUACGUGGGCGGCGGCCUGGUGCUCGCCUCCACCUGCGUCGUCUCCCUGGCCUCCCACUGCCGCGAGAAGCGGCAGGCGGCGGCGGACAAGGGCGGCGGGGCGGCAACCCCCGCGCUAGGCGGGAGCCGGGGGCUGGGACACGCGGCAGCGGCGCCGCCGGCGGAAGGGGGUGGUGAGCUGCUGGGCCUGCGAGCAGCGCACGGCGAUAGCCCGAGUGGCGGGCCGCGGAGCAAGGCACCUGCUGCCGCGCCAGCCGGGCCGCCGCCCAGCGCAGUUUGA
Molecule: messenger RNA, 1263 nt
Organism: Chlorella variabilis
Lineage: Eukaryota; Viridiplantae; Chlorophyta; Trebouxiophyceae; Chlorellales; Chlorellaceae
Exons: 6
Coding region: 1-1263 (420 amino acids)
Cellular component (GO): membrane
Source: RefSeq, a predicted model, not a curated record